CUAACAUCUAACUCCCGGUCGCCAGUCGCGAAGGCACCAGAGCGCCAAGCAUCUCCUUCCAGGCCCUCAAUGCUUCAUUCUGUACAGAUAAUCUGUACCUACUCAUGCAGGCAAGCGUCCAGACCAUUUGGUUACUUGGACGCACCGGGGGAUGAGGGUGCUACUACGACCCGUCAGAACACGACCCGUCGUUAAGCUCGUUAGGCACCUGUCCCGUGCGGCUGCGACUGCGAUGGCCCUGACGUUCCCCAUCUAUCCACCUGCACGCUAUGCAGGACAAAGUGAGCCUGUGAAGCGGCCAAAGGAAAUCGCCUGCUUUUCAUAUGACAAGGAACAUAACUUCCGCCAGGACGACUCGUCCCUAAAAUGGUACUAUCCGCCUGAGAUCCCCGCAAACCUGUCAGAGGGACUCGACAAGUUCGUCCAACACGACGAUCGCAUAGACGAACAUCUCGACAGCCUGCUUAAAACGAUUGCGAGCCAUGAGCGGAAAACGGGCGAGCCGAUCGAUGCACACAUCGUCACCUGGCGAGGCAUGAUGACCAAGAUCAUGGCCACACCUUUUGACGACCAGGCGUUUGAGAUGAAUGCUACGCUUUAUCGUGACUGCAUCUUCAUCGAAGAGAACCAUGCCUUCAAGGAGCAGCAACGAGCCUUCGAAAAAAACCGUAGAGGGAAGAACGGAAUACCAUCUUCGGAGAUGCAAUACUGGGGCUACAAAUUUGAGACUCUCAGUACACUACCACGCCCUUGGGGUGAAACGUCAAGAGAGUAUAUCGAAAAUCGAGGCAAGGAGAUCGUCAACAACAAGGAGCAGUACUGUUCGGUAGUUCGCACAGGUUUCGGAAAGACAAUAGUUUGCCUCGGAGGAGAGGUCGACGCGAUUUGGGACGCGAAGCCUGAAACCCCUGGAGAUCCGAUCAACUGGGUAGAGCUCAAGACAAGCGCAGAGAUCACUUCCUACAACGACCAGUUCGUCUUCGAUAGGAAACUCAUGAAAUUCUGGAUCCAAUCCUUCCUCCUUGGCGUGCCUAAGAUCAUAGUGGGCUUCCGAUCGAAGAACGGCAUGCUCACGAGUGUCGAGGAGUUUCAGACCAUGAACAUACCAUAUGCUGUCCAGCGCAGAGGAAUGGCCAAGUGGGAUGGGAACGUUUGCAUCAAGUUUGCCGCCCUCUUCCUUGAAUGUAAGACAUACCCCUUGUCACCCUACCGACUAUAUCAAAGAACGCUGACCGCCGGUGCCCAGGGCUCCGUAUGACCAUCAGCGAC
Molecule: messenger RNA, 1269 nt
Organism: Chaetomium strumarium
Lineage: Eukaryota; Fungi; Ascomycota; Sordariomycetes; Sordariales; Chaetomiaceae
Product: RAI1 like PD-XK nuclease-domain-containing protein
Exons: 8
Coding region: 152-1258 (368 amino acids)
Biological process (GO): NAD-cap decapping; nuclear-transcribed mRNA catabolic process
Cellular component (GO): cytosol; nucleus
Molecular function (GO): mRNA 5'-diphosphatase activity
Source: RefSeq, a predicted model, not a curated record